Molecule: messenger RNA, 1807 nt
Organism: Gracilinanus agilis (Agile Gracile Mouse Opossum)
Lineage: Eukaryota; Metazoa; Chordata; Mammalia; Didelphimorphia; Didelphidae
Gene: PRICKLE3
Product: prickle planar cell polarity protein 3
Exons: 6
Molecular function (GO): zinc ion binding
Source: RefSeq, a predicted model, not a curated record
GCAGCCCGAGCGGCCGGCCGCUGCGGAGCUCCCGAGGUCUGCCCUCCCCACAGGAAGAUCUGUCAGCAUUGCAAGUGCCGCCGAGAGGAGCACCCGGGCAGCGGGCUCCCCGCCGACCUGCAGCAGCUCGUGAGCCGCCUCCUCGCCGACUUCCAGCGGCCUCCCAGCUCCCAGGAGCCUUCUGGCUGGGCCUCGGACGAGUAUGCCUGGGCACCCCCAGGCCUCAAGCCCGAGCAGGUGGACCAGUUUUUCAGCUGUCUGCCAGAGGACAAAGUUCCUUACGUGAACAGCCUUGGGGAAAGGUACCGGGUUCAACAACUGCUCCGCCAGCUGCCCCCACAUGACAGUGAGGCCCAGUAUUGUGCAGCACUGGAGGGAGAGGAGGAGAAGGAAUUGAGGCGGUUCAGCCAAAAGCGGAGACGAGAAAACCUGGGUCGCGGGGCUGUUCGAGCAUUCCCGGUGUCUAUUACUGGGGCCAUCUGUGAGCAGUGUGGGAAGCAGAUCCGAGGGGGGGAUCUGGUGGUCUUUGCCAGCCGGGCAGGCCACGGGACCUGUUGGCACCCCCAGUGCUUCCUCUGUGCUACCUGUGGUGAACUGCUGGUUGACCUCAUUUACUUCUACCAGGCCGGGAAAAUCUACUGUGGGCGCCACCACGCCGAGUGCCUUCGGCCCCGAUGCCAAGCCUGUGAUGAAAUCAUCUUUGCAGCAGAAUGCACCGAGGCCGAGGGGCGUCACUGGCACAUUCGCCACUUCUGCUGCUUUGACUGUGAGGGGCCUCUGGGGGGGCAGCGUUACGUGAUGAGGGGCAGCCGACCCCACUGUGGGGCCUGCUAUGAGGCCAGGCACGCCCAGUAUUGUGACAGCUGUGGAGAGCGAAUCGGAAUGGAACAGGGCCAGAUGACCUAUGGUGGGCAACACUGGCACGCAUCUGAGAGCUGUUUCAGCUGUUGCCGCUGUGGGCGACCCCUGCUAGGUGAGCCCUUCCUGCCCAAGCAGGGGCAGAUCUUCUGCUCCCGGGUCUGCAGCCUACCUGCUCCAGCAGAGGCGGCAGCGGUGAUGAUGGCCACUUACCCCAUGGCUCCCACUGCAACAGUUCUCCAGGCCAGAUCACGCUCUGGCUCCCCGGUGGGCAGAGAGUGCAGCCGCUUCUGCCGUGGGGCCCCACAGCGACACUCCAUGCCUGCCCUGGGCCUCCGCCGAGGGAGCCCUUCACCAAACCCUCAAGCCACAUCUGCCCCCAACCCACCAGCCUCCUCAGGGGGUCCCGAGUUCUGCCGGCGAGGGGAGCUCCGUGUUAGCUUCCAGGAACCCCUGGUGGCCCAAGCCCCCCAGGAGAGGGAGCAGCCCCAGAGCCCUCCCCCCAGGCCUCAGAGGCCACCUUCCCAUGGCCACAGUCUCCACCUGGAGUGGGACUCGGCCUGGGUGUCCUCUUCUUCCUCCUCCUCCUCCUCCAACUCAGAGGAGGAUGGCUACUUCCUCGGGGAGCCCAUUCCUUUGCCCCGAGCCCUUCAAAGAGCUACUCGGGAUCCCCCAGGGAAGGAAGGGAGGUGGGGGGCUUCUCCUAGGCCAGCUCAGAGCCAGGGUCGACCCCAGGACAGGGACAGGAACUGCACUGUGGCCUGAGACUCUGGUCCAGCCUCAUUCCUCUCCCAACUGGAAAUCGGGGUUCGGAGCGGCUGGUGGCUCAGGUUCUCCACAUCCCUCUUCUACUGCCCAGCAUCUCCCACGGGUACCUGGAGAGCCUACUGGGCCAGCCUACACUUGCCAGAAUUCUGGCUCUGCCCAUUAAAAUGAUGACUCGAAUGCG